AUGUCAAAGACAUAUAACUAUUUAUUUAUUUAUUUAAGUUGUGUAUUAUUAGUAUUAUUAGGUUGCCAACCAUUGGCUACCAAUGCUGAUUGUAUAAAUGGAAGUGCCAAGUCCAUUUCACAGUACAACAUCACCUUCACUUUUGACAAGCAGGUACCAUGUGGUCAGUUUGUCAAUGGUGACUACUGGGUCACACCUGCCCCCGCUGCUGCUGGCAGUGCCAGCCCCACAGUGACCAUCAUCUCAAUCACACCAGACUUCAACGGAACUUUCCAUGGAUGGGAGGUCAACCCCACCAGCUGGGUCCAGAACGGCUUUGACUAUGAGAUUGAUGGCUUCAACAAGUCACUCGUCCCCACUCUCCCCUAUGCCGCCGCAGUCAACUCAUCUGUCGUCAAGGCAAUCUCAGAGACUGGUGUCGAUCGUUGUGACAACCAUCACGGCUGUCUGUUGACCGCCGCCGUGCUGACCGUGUUGGAGAAAGCACCACCCGCCAACACCUUCCGUCCAUCAUACUUUGGCAAGGUCAAGAAGCAGUACUCUGCCAACAACCUGCGUUCAAGCAUCUUGCCCAACCUGGCUCCGACCGCUGAAACCCCCACCCACGCCUACAUGAUGUCGCGUUUCCAGCGUGUUCAGCUCGAUCAUUACAAGUACUGGCAGGGUCGCUACCUCCACCCAACACUCAACAUGGCCGACUAUGGUGCACAGAUUGCCAGUGACUCUGGAGACGGAGCACUCUACCUCACCCUGAGCAUGACUGUAGCCCAGAAGAAGGAGUUCCUGAUCCUCUACACACAGGCUUGUUUGGACUAUGCCGGUAUGUUGUUUGCCGGCGUGACAUGGCAGGCUGAUGGUGGUCACGGCUCUGGUCGUAAGAUGCCAGUGGCCUUUGCCGCCGUUAUCACUGGAGACCAGGACAUCUACAACAGGAUCUCCAAUGUCACACCAAACACAUUCGGAGAGGAUGGCCAGCUCUACUACAGCAAGAACGCCAGUCGCGUGCUUUGGGGCCAGAUCGCCUGUACAUGGGACGACUACUGGUACUACAUUCUUAAUGCUCCAGACGGACAGAAGGACUGCGCUGACCCAUACGGAUACAUCGAUGGUGGCAUUCCAGACGAGUCCUCCUACCAGUUCUGCUGCACCUCUGCUUCGUGGAGAUCGACUGCACUCGUUCUGCGCAUCAUUCCAGGUUUGGCCUGCGCUUUCAACUUUGACUACUUCUUGCAGUACGCUGAUCGCUGGCACUAUGGUGGAGUGUGGACCGCCCCAGACCCUUUCACCAAGAGUGCCCCAGGUGGUGUGCUUGGAACACCCAGUCGUUUUGGUACCUUGAAUGGAACCCUUGCUGGACAAGGCUACUACUCUUCCGACUUCUCCCUCAACAUGUGGAACACGUAUCGUAUGAGUGGAUUGGCCAAUCAAACAUCAACUUGCACUGGACCAUUCACCACUGCUGGUUCCACUACUUCCGCCGGCACCACCGUCUCACCAACAACCUCCACCUCGACCACUAGUGCAGGACCAUCCACAACUACUGGCUCACCUGCCACUACCAUCACCACUAGUGCUGGUCCAUCCACAACCACCACUACAUCGUCCACCUCUGCAGCUGCCACUACCUCUACCACCUCAUCAACUACCACUGCCGCCCCAUCUACCACCUCAACUACCACCUCUCGCCAACCAAGCAGUGCAAUCAAGGUUGCUGUCUCUUCAAUGAUGUUGCUCGCCUUCAUUUUUGUUGCCAUCAUGUUGUAG
Molecule: messenger RNA, 1764 nt
Organism: Acytostelium subglobosum LB1
Lineage: Eukaryota; Evosea; Eumycetozoa; Acytosteliales; Acytosteliaceae
Exons: 1
Coding region: 1-1764 (587 amino acids)
Source: RefSeq, a predicted model, not a curated record